Aphanomyces invadans is the source of this 1712-nucleotide messenger RNA. Its product is annotated as TKL protein kinase. Gene Ontology annotation, molecular function: protein kinase activity; ATP binding. Gene Ontology annotation, biological process: protein phosphorylation. The transcript has 2 exons. NCBI's taxonomy places the organism in Eukaryota, Oomycota, Saprolegniomycetes, Saprolegniales, Verrucalvaceae. The coding region runs from base 85 to 1554 and encodes 489 amino acids. The record is from RefSeq and is a predicted model, not a curated record.
GUUGACUACGUUUUUGUACAACACAGGGCGGCGCUCUCCCAACAACUCGACGGCGACGGCAGCGCCGACGCACUUGCUGGCCCGAUGGAUUGCGUCGGAUACGUCAAAUCGUACGCGCCGACGCUGCUCCAACGUCCCGAGUAUGUGAAUUGCGAGUUUCCCAAGCAAUUUAUGGCUGGCCUACUGGACUCGAAGCGCUUGAAGGCCGUGGAUUGUCCACUCAAGAUCUGCAAGACGGUGCUGGAAAACAACAAGGCCGCGUUUGUUCCGUUUCCUGGGUGUUCGCUUCCUGAUAGUGCGAACGGAAACAAGCCCCUUGAGCUAGCUUCCCUCAGUUCGAUUUGCGAGGGCGUUGCUAUCAACAACUCUGGCGUCGUGGGCGAUACAUCAACCUCUCCUCAACCUUCGUCGUUACCUCCUUCUUCCGAUGUAUCCCCUGCUUAUCCCUCGCCGAUAUCUUCACCCGUCAACGCUCCAAAUCGGGCGGGUGUCAUUUUGGGGGCUACCGCUGGCGUGCUGGUUGUGCUGCUCAUCGCCGCUGUUUUGUACAUGCGGUCUCGACGAAAGCACAGUCCGAAGAACGCUUGCUUUGUACAUAUGGAAGAUGGCAGCACAGAGCAACGCUCCCAUAAAGGCGACACCACUAAGUCAACUUUUGGGUCGCUCGGUGAAGGGCCCACCGGCGAACUCGACUUAGGCGAGUUGGAACUGUAUCGAAUCCCCGUGCACGAAGUUCGCAUGGAGAAAACGCUGGCGAGUGGCGCAUUUGGCCAAGUGUGGCUUGCCGAGUACAACGGCCAGUCUGUUGCAGUCAAGACGUUGCUAGCGAACCGCGCAACCAAGUCCGACUUGCAGAAAUUCAUCCUGGAAAUCACUCUUGUUGCCAAGAUAGAGUGCCAAUACGUUGUCACGUUUAUCGGGGUGGCGUGGUCGCGGCCGACAGAUAUGAUGCUUAUCACCGAGUUCAUGGACGGUGGAGACCUUCGAAGCGCGUUGCUGUGCACCCACGACGCCCCACCCGAGCAUCGAUCGAUCACGUGGAAGGUCAAGGUCAAGAUUGCCCAUCGCAUUGCUGAAGGACUCGUGUACUUACAUUCGAUGGACCCGACGGUGAUCCAUCGCGACUUGAAGUCCCGCAACGUGUUGCUCGAUUCGGUGCAAGGGGCCAAGCUCACCGACUUUGGCAUUUCCCGGGAGACGAAUGAUGCUACCAUGACGGCAGGCAUCGGAACGUAUCGUUGGAUGGCCCCGGAGGUCCUACAGGAUGGCCACUACACGGAGCUCACGGACCUGUUCAGUUUCGGCGUCAUUCUGUCCGAGCUCGACACGGAAAUCUUGCCCUACUCUGACCUACGCAACGACAAGGGGAAUCCGUUGACGGACACUGCGAUCAUGGCAAAAGUGAUGUCGGGUGAGCUGCGACCCCAGUUUACCUCGCAAUGCCCCGAGUGGUUUGUUACGCUUGGACGGAAUUGCACUGCGCUGCACCCUAUGGACAGACCCACGGCCAUGGAAGUUGCCUACGUGUUGCGCCAGCAUCUCAAAACGCUCUGACUUAUCUCAGCUGUUGCUUUGGCCAUGUGCAAUCAUGCCUGCCACGCGAGGCAUGAGCGUGUGGAGCCACCUUCGUCGCUCUGGUACACACUUGAGCACGAGUUGCUGAGAAGGCAGCUCUCGCUCCCGAUGAAGCAACUGGUGUUGUCGAAUACUAC